Molecule: messenger RNA, 498 nt
Organism: Opisthorchis viverrini
Lineage: Eukaryota; Metazoa; Platyhelminthes; Trematoda; Opisthorchiida; Opisthorchiidae
Exons: 3
Source: RefSeq, a predicted model, not a curated record
AUGAACGAAGCGGAAAAAACGCCCCAGUUCUGCGAACUCAAACGUGUCGUUGCGAAUAUAUUUGAUAGAAUUUCUGCGACUAAGAUCUGCCGACUCGAUCCAUUGCGACAGGAGUUCUGUCACCAUUAUGAUAUAGUGACGUCCACUGGCCGCCACCGUAAAGAGCCAAUUAUUUCAACGGACCAUAGUUGGCCUAAUUCUGAUACGGGCGUGCGUUCCAUGCAAUGGUUUGACCCAUCGCAUCCCCGUUCAUCAGCUGGCACUGUUCACAGUACACCACAUAGUCCAUCCACUCACUUCUCAUCCAGUACGAAUUGGAACAGUAGGUCCUCUGCUAAUCCAAGCGGCCAAGUAGAUCUCCAUCCAUGGAACAAGGUGCAUCGUAAAUUCGUAUUCUUCCAACCAUGGUGCCCGGCGCACAAGCUUCCAGCGAGGAUGCAUGGUGGUCCACUCGAGGGUUUUGUGAUCGGUUUCAACACGAAAUCUCUGUCCAACCAG